ACAUUACCAUUAGUUUAUGAUUAUUGAGUCGUACCUUUCAAUCGAAUUGAGCAUUGAACCGAGUUUCGAUUAUUGCUGGAUCUUUCUUCCAGGCCAAAGUUCCGUUUCCGAACCGAACUAAGCCGAACUGAACCGAACCGAACCGAUCAAGGCCGUCCUCUGAUCCGAUCUCUGUAAAGAUCUGCCACAGAAAAGAUGGCACCAAAGAAUCGCAUUGCAAGGGUGCCCGCUGCACAUGUGGCGGCCCGGUCGUCCAAUGGGAAGCUGUCGGUAGGCACCCAGACCGGGACUCAAAUUUGCGCGGCUCCCAGUCGGGUGCCAACGCGUCCCAAAAUUAUCACCGGCAAGGACCAGCUGAGCAUGAUACGCCGUGGCGUGAAGCGGGCCAGCCAGCCGGCGCACUUCCAUGUGGUACCCAAAGAACGUUUCAUCACUGCUCGCGCAUCGGUCGCAGGGGCUAUUUCCCCGCCUUUGGCCAACGAGAAGGCCUGCCAGGCAACACCGGUCGGCAAGGAAUUGAAGAUCAGGCGGCCAACGGCCGUGGCUUCGUCCAGGCCACGGCAGAUUCCCCCGAUACCGAUGGAGGAAACGCGCAAAGAGAGCGUCUAUAACAAGGAGGUGAAGCGCUUGAAAUACCUGAUGGAAAUUGUGAAUGCCGAUAAGCCACCAAACUGGAGCUUGGCCUCAGACAUGUGGCGGGAGAUUGAUUACCUGGAGCGUCGUAUCGACGCGUAUCAGAACGAAAAACCGGCAAACAGAGCACCAAAGUAAAGCACAAAAGCUCAAAAAGUACACUAACAAGUCACACUUCACACACGAAAGAGUCGAUUGCAACAAUCGUUUGCACAAAUCGUCAGCAACAAUCGUCCCAAUGUACCUGCAACAAGCACCCGAACGUACACUAAAACAAAAUCACAAUCACAUUGCGGCAAAUAAUUGUACCAAAGAUUUGGUGUUGUUGAUGUAUUAAAGCCGUACUGCGAACUAGUUCUUAAUUGUAGAGACCUAGUUCUCAUUUAUGAGAGAACUCGUUCUGACCUUGCAGCAUGCAUUCCCGGUCCACGUUUGGAGUAUCGUUUCACUUUAGUCCACAUCCUCGUACUGUUUGAUAUAGUAAAGAAUGGUACAACCUUCCUGAGGUGAUGCUCCGGGCCAAGUUACCAAUCGGGCUUUUCCCACAGCCUUAUCCAUCUUUGAUCACGGCCAAAGCUGAUCUUCGGCAAGAGGAGCUACCAAUCGCUUUAAUUAUAAACAUGAUCAUCAGAAAUAGAGUUUUUGGAGUGCAUAUAAUCAUUAUAUAUGUAUAUAUCUUUACUUAUUAUAUUGUAAACGCUUUUACAUGAUAGAUAUAAGUAAGUACGCACAUCCGUGUAGUACGUGCUCAUCAUAUUUUACGAGAACGAGAACGAAGCCUGUUCUUCUAAAGGAA
Messenger RNA from Drosophila miranda, 1429 nucleotides. RefSeq lists its product as uncharacterized. Lineage: Eukaryota; Metazoa; Arthropoda; Insecta; Diptera; Drosophilidae. The transcript has 2 exons. The record is from RefSeq and is a predicted model, not a curated record. Bases 196 to 771 code for a protein of 191 amino acids.